Erpetoichthys calabaricus (reedfish) is the source of this 6209-nucleotide messenger RNA. It is a transcript of the gene dpysl3, whose product is annotated as dihydropyrimidinase like 3. The transcript is spliced from 14 exons. The record is from RefSeq and is a predicted model, not a curated record. Gene Ontology annotation, cellular component: cytosol; cytoplasm. Gene Ontology annotation, biological process: actin crosslink formation. Gene Ontology annotation, molecular function: hydrolase activity, acting on carbon-nitrogen (but not peptide) bonds, in cyclic amides. The coding region runs from base 179 to 2215 and encodes 678 amino acids. Lineage: Eukaryota; Metazoa; Chordata; Cladistia; Polypteriformes; Polypteridae.
CCGGACGGGAAUUCGAGCCGGCGGUCUACUGUGGAGCAGCUAUCACUUCCCUGUCAGGGGACUGGCUGGGAUCAGUGCUGCCACCUCUGGUCCAAAUAUCCAGACGGCUCUCCCUCUCCUGGAAACCUGAGCGGCGCUUUUCUGGAUAAUUUUCUAGACUUCUCUCACCCCGAAUAUCAUGGCUGAAGGAAGGAGAGCCUGGAACAAAGAGGACGAUCUGCCGGUCUACCUGGCCAGACCAGGGACUACGGACCAAGUCCCAAGGCAGAAAUACGGCGGUAUGUUCUGCAGUGUGGAGGGCGCCUACGAAAGCAAAACCAUUAAUUUCGAUGCUCUGAGCGUGGGCCAGAGAAGUUCUAGGAGCUCCAGAACUGUGAAAAACCGAAAUGUACCUCAGGAAACGCUGAGCAGCAGCAGCAGCAGCGGUGGCGGCGGAGGUGACCAGGACAGCGUGAGCGUGGAAAGCGGGCGAGGCGAGGGCGAGGGUGAGGAGACGCUGCAGAGCCCGCCGGGAGCAGAGAGUGACAGGCUUCUGAUCAAAGGAGGAAGAAUAGUGAAUGAUGACCAGUCAUUUUACGCCGAUAUUUACAUGGAGGAUGGUCUCAUUAAGCAAAUUGGAGAUAACCUGAUUGUUCCAGGCGGUGUUAAGAUCAUAGAAGCCAAUGGCAAAAUGGUUAUACCCGGUGGCAUUGACAUCCAUACGCGGCUGCAGAUGCCAUAUAGGGGAAUCACGGCGGUGGAUGACUUCUUCCAGGGGUCAAAGGCAGCUCUGGCUGGUGGAACUACCAUGAUAGUUGACCAUGUUGUGCCAGAUCCUGGUGCCAGUCUUCUUGAAGCUUUUGAGAGAUGGAAGGAAUGGGCAGAUGAAAAGGUCUGCUGUGAUUACUCCCUACAUCUUGAUAUAACUCACUGGAAUGACAGUGUCAAGCAGGAGAUUGAAGUCCUGGUCAAGGAGAAAGGAGUUAACUCUUUCCUGGUAUACAUGACCUAUAAGGACCUCUAUCAGAUGACCAGCAGCGAGCUCUAUGAAAUCUUCACUUUCCUGGGAGAGUUUGGGGCCAUUGUGCAGGUCCAUGCAGAAAAUGGGGACAUUAUUGCACAGGAGCAAGCCCGUAUGCUGGAAAUGGGGAUCACAGGACCAGAAGGCCAUGUACUCAGCAGGCCAGAGGAGCUUGAGGCAGAAGCUGUCUUCCGGGCAAUCACCAUUGCAAGCCAAACCAACUGCCCUCUCUACAUCACAAAAGUUAUGAGCAAAAGUGCAGCUGACAUAAUUUCUCAGGCCAGAAAAAAAGGUAAUGUUGUCUUUGGAGAACCCAUUUCUGCCAGCCUUGCUACAGAUGGAACACACUAUUGGAGUAAGAACUGGGCCAAGGCAGCAGCCUUUGUGACAUCACCACCUCUGAGCCCUGACCCUACAACACCGGACUAUCUUAACUCAUUACUUGCCAGUGGAGACCUGAGUGUGACGGGAAGUGCCCACUGUACCUUCAGCACAGCCCAGAAGGCCAUUGGAAAGGAUGACUUCACUCAGAUACCAGAAGGAAUCAAUGGAAUUGAGGAAAGAAUGUCCAUUAUCUGGGACAAAGCUGUGGUAACUGGCAAAAUGGAUGAAAACACAUUUGUGGCGGUAACAAGCACCAAUGCUGCAAAAAUUCUCAAUCUAUACCCUCGCAAAGGCCGAAUUGCAGUGGGCUCAGAUAGUGACCUGGUGAUCUGGGAUAUGGAUGCGAUAAGGACUGUCACAGCUAAAAUGCAUAAUUCGGUUGCUGAAUACAAUGUAUUUGAAGGCAUGGAGCUACAUGGUGCCCCCUCAGUGGUGAUAUGCCAGGGCAAGAUAGUGCUGGAAGAUGGAAACUUGCAUAUCACUCAGGGCAUGGGCCGCUUCAUACCGUGCACUCCUUUCCCAGACUAUGCCUACAAGCGAUUGAAAACCAGGAGACAGAUGGUGGUUCUAAGGGCUGUUCCUAGGGGUAUGUAUGAUGGGCCAGUGUCGGAUUUCUCCUCCUUGUCAAGGGGAGGUACUCCAGCUGCUUCAGCCCGGACGUCCCCCACCAAACAGACCGCACCAAUUCGAAACCUCCAUCACUCCGGAUUUAGUUUAGCAGGUAAUCCUGCACACCAGGGUGCUCCCACUGAAGAGACCCCCAUUCGCCCUGCUGGGCGGCGGAUUGUGGUUCCCCCUGGUGGCCGCUCAAAUAUUACUUCAUUAAGCUAAAGUGUGGAAACUGUCAUUAAAAUAUGAGACAUGAUUGGUUCAAGUUCAAGUUGAAUGAAAUACAGAAGCCUCAUGCCUUACCAGUCACGAACGCUACCUGUUAUAGCUUUAAGAAUGCAGUAUUCAUUUUCCUAGGAAAUGCAAUUCAGGCUCAGACAGUAAACAAAAGCAAACAGAUUUAGCCUCUCAUUACUGUGUCACUUCGUCCAGGCCCAGCACAUGCAUGUUAUUUGUCCAGCUCCCCCUCGUGUGAGUCGCAUAUUUUCAGUCCUUUCUCAGCAAAGCAGAUGUGUUUUUUAUUAAGCUCCCUCUUACUUAUUUGAUGUGAACCUUUUUUUCACAUGGACCUGGGUUCUGUCGCACCCACCAUAGCACCAACCCAGCACAUUAUAACAUGUUUAGAUGAGUAAUAUUUAACAUUUUCAUAAUAUGAAUUAUUUUUUGAAUGAUACAACUUACAAUAGUUGAGAUACAUUUCUUUUGUUUUGACAAUUGGCUCACAGACAUUUGAAGUGACUUGCUCAUGGUCACAGAGUGUCAGUUGCAGGAUUUGAACCCACAACCACAGGGUUUGAAGUCCAAAGCCUUAACCACCACUGCCUGCACAUGUCAUACAUCAUAGUUGCUUUUGUAGUUGUUACUCGGUUCCCUUUGUCUUGAUUGAAAAAGGAUGCGUAUAAAGAUGGGAGGCAACUGUAGUGUCCUUGUGACAUUAAUUUUGGUGCUAGUCAUCCUGACCUAACCUGCAAGUAAUCAAAUGGUCUCAGGCCUGCUGCUCAUGUAGCUGCUGUGCAAAAAAACACCACUGUGACUUACCUGAAAGCAGCCUUCUAAGCAAGCGCAUUUUCCAUUUUAUCCACUGUGAUUCUUCUCUUAGAUGUUGUCCUUUGUUAGUCUUUCUCUUGUUAACAGUUGCAAGCGGUCAUCUGUGCUUUUUAGUGCUAUACCCAAAAAUUUGUAUGCAGCCUCCUUUCAUUCAAGACUUGCUGCACAAUGCAUCCAGGCCUAUACUGUACUUAUUACAGGGUCUGACACAGUUAUAAAUUAUAUGACUUUAAGAGGUCCCAGCCCACUAAAUUAGAAGUGGAAGGUCCAACCAUGCUGCUCACAUUUCAUUAUGCAGACAAGUUUGUUGGCAUGAUGAAAACAGGGGGCAGCCAAAUGUGUGGAGUUAUGGGUCCAAUAUGCCUGCCCCUCCUUCACUAAAGGACCCGUUAAAUGGCAUGUGCUGAAGUGUGGCAACAUGAAGCACUUCAAACUACCUUUUGUGCAUAAGGGCUGCCACAGUUCAUCACAUUUCUAUUAGAAAAUGCCAGUUAGAAAGGCCUCCUCCUCCUCCUCCCAUUCUGCUUGCAACAACUAAGUGAACUUUGGGAGAUUUCCAGUAAUAAACAGUAAUGUUUUACUUAUCAUUGUAAACAUCUGUAGAUGGUUCGGAAGCAAACAUCUUGCUCUUGUGACUGUCUCCGGAAGGUGCUUUACAAAUAAAGACUUGUAGCACAAUUGUUCACAUGUGUAUUUUUUUACAGUUGGAGCACAGGCAGGUAACAUGACUCACUCAGGGUCACAUAUGGGGACUGAACUGGAGAUCUUGUGGUUUAGUGUCCCAAGACUAAGCCACACUGACUUCCUUGUGCCCUACAUUUGACAGUUACAAGUAACCUUAUCCUUUUACAACUCCAGUGCUGCAGAUGCAGUGUUGGCUGCUGUGCCUCCUUCAGUCCUUUUCUUCAUCGUGAACACAUCUCCUUCCUCUCCACACUGUUAGUGCAAACUGACCCUGCAACUUAAUCACAUCUUCACUAAUUUAUAUCCCGAAAAGUAAUGAUCUCUGUAUUUUGUAUGACUUGGUAGACAAGGCAUUUUUUACAUAUGCAACUUAUUACCUCGUUAAAUAUUUAUUAGCUCCCAUCCCAUCGCUCAUUCCGCCCAAAGGGAAUGGUCUGUUCAUUCCAGAAUAGCUGUACAGUGUCACCUUGGCUGGCCUAUAUAGGAUAUCCCAAUGGUCAGUGGCAGCUGCUUCGUCUGUAGAGCUGCAAAGGAAAGGACUUUUGUGGACACUGUGCUUCCCUGUUUGCUUUAGUGCAUUUUAAUGUCAUUUUAAUUGAAUUCAUUAACUACCUAACCCUGUGUCAGAAGCCGUUUUCUUCCAGUGAUGGUGGGGAUGAGUAUUUCUAAUAGCAUUGAACUGCACCAGUCUGAUCAUCUAUGCAUACAUACAGUACCUGCCUCAAAGGUUUACACCCAACCCCACUAAGUAAUCUAAAAACAUAAAGAAAAGGGCGGCCUAAUUGUUGUCCGAGUGCCACUACAGCUACUAACAUGGGGACAAGGAAAAAUUAAACACCUUUGUAUGCUGUGCUUCAAUAUUAGUACCAUCCAAAUAAAUAUUAUCUAUUUAUGACAUACAUAUAGUACUCUAAAAUCUGAAGAUGGCAAGGAAAUUGUGAACAGCUUAUCAAUUUGGAUUCACCGGGCAGUGUCACUUGCUCAUCUUUUGAAAUGUGGGAGAAGAACCCUAAUAGAGUGAGGCAGAACUGCAGACGCCACACAGACGAAGAAAUGCGUCUAAAUGCAGCCCACAAUAGGCAUGAUGUAGGUCAAUUAACGCCCAUAAUGUCAGACACAAUACGCCCUCUAAGUCAGAUGAACUUCCCACAACCCUAAUCUUCAGCAUAGUGUAACUGGGCGUUCAAUGGGUGUUUUGUGACUGACGUUAUACGGUUGAAAUUACAUUCUGUUUCUGACAAAGUGCGCGUGUGGAAUUCACAGCCAAGAAAUGGCUAAUAAGCUGCAAUUCAUGUCUACCUGUUUGGCCCUUCCUUUGGAGAAUGAAUACUGCAUGUGUAAGAAUGUUGCUUUCAACUUUUUUGAUAUUAAGCUUUUUCAUCAUUACAUUUUUUUAAAGUCCUAGUUUGCUGUAGUCAAUAGCUUAUUAGCCUACCAUACCACUGGCUUUAGAUAGGUGGCGCUGUAGUCCUGUUAGCUUGUAUUGUAGCCUUGUUUUCCUGUGAUUGCUGUAUCCCUGAAUUACUGGACCAGGAAUAUUUGAUAGUUUUAAUUAGAUUAUAAAUACAUACAGCAAUCGUAAGUGGUAUGCAAAUCCCAUAACCAUCAUGCCUCCUUGAUGUGUUUUAUAAUAAUCGCUAACAACGAUUACACAUUCCCGCAGCUCUUUUUUAUCCAACUGCUACGUCUUGCAUACUUUCUGAAUUUAACAUCAACCUGAGGUCAAGUUAAAGUCUUGCCAAGGCUGAACCCUGUUUGCUUUGCAUUUAUUUUGUUCUGUAUUAUACCUGUGAGUUAGUUACAGAAUAUUUAUUACAUAAUGCCUUUCCUCUGUCCAUCUAUCAGGUAGCACCUUUACUCUCAGGUGGUAUCUAUCUAUCUAUCUAUCUAUCUAUCUAUCUAUCUAUCUAUCUAUCUAUCUAUCUAUCUAUCUAUCUAUCUAUCUAUCUAUCUAUACUGCCUACUCUAAAGGCUACCGGAGGAAAGCUGUGUACACAUUUAACUUUCUAGCCCAUCAAUUUAUAAAUCUGACUGAAUGCAUUACAUUGUAUUUAUCAGUAAUAAUUUAAUUAAAUUUAGUUUGUUUGAUUUUCUGACAGUGCCCAUCACACUGGGUUGGCCAGUAGUGCUGUGCUCUGUCUAAAAGGCAUUUUGUGUUCAAAGUCAACAAUUUUCAGAUAAAUAAGAAGGCCUUAAGCCAAAAAAAUUCCCACUCAUUUAUUGCAAUACUGAAUUAAAGUAUUUUAGUGUAUGAUUGUUGCAAGCAAAUAAUUUGAUUCAAGAAGGAAAGACAUUUACAGCAAUGAGAAAACAAAGCUGCAGUCAUUAUCUGUGAAAGUACUUAAUAUAUUUCUGACACGCGCACUCUUCAGUUGUGCUUCUGACGCACACAAAGCUGACAGAGUGUGUCCAAAUGAAAUGUAAGUGGUUGUAUGAAAUUUUCCUGAAUAAACAUUGAACGUGACCUGGAGGAUGGUCUUCUGUA